Gigantopelta aegis is the source of this 1444-nucleotide messenger RNA. RefSeq lists its product as uncharacterized. Lineage: Eukaryota; Metazoa; Mollusca; Gastropoda; Neomphalida; Peltospiridae. The record is from RefSeq and is a predicted model, not a curated record. The transcript has 3 exons. The coding region runs from base 64 to 1008 and encodes 314 amino acids.
AAUAAACUACUAAGUAUUUUAAAACUUACUAAGGAAUUCACGUUGUUUCAAUAUGAUGUGAAGAUGGAUGCUCAUCCACUUCGUGUAUUGCUCAUUGUUCUUAUCGCUGUCAAGUCUUCGGAAUCAAUACAAGAAAAGCCCAGGACUAAAAGAGCUAUCGUGACGGCUGGUAUCGCGCUUGGAUGUUCCACGUUCGUUGCGAUUAAGGGAUGCUCCAAUGUUCUUGACAAGUGCCCCCCUAUCUGCGACGUCCUGGAAACCAUUUGCAGUGUGUCUGGUAAACUGAGCGAACUGACAGAAAUCUGCAAGCCAGGGAACAUUGCGGCGAUAGAGAGUCUGAUUCAGGGAGACGUGUUCAGCAUCGUCGGCACAAGUGAGGAAGAUGCCAGACGAGCGUUGGAAUCUCUGGGAAAUGAUACAAAAAACUUUUUUUUUAAUCUUGUGGAUGCAGUGAAAAAAAAAGGCGAAGAGGCCGUAAAUGAGGCGAAGAAGACUGGUGAGGCGGCGGUGAACACGAUAAAGAAAUCAAGCGAAGAGGCUGCUGGUAGGGUAAGGAAAACAGGCGAAGAGGCACUUAAUCAGUUAAAUAAAACAAUCGAAGAAGCUAUUGGUAAGCUAAAAAAGGCGGGCGAAGAUGCAGUUGAUAAGCUAAACAAAGAAAUUGACGAAGCUGUUGAUAAAGUAAAGCAAACGGGCGAAGAGGCAGUCGAUUCGGCAAAGAAGGCAGGAGAACAGGUUGUUUCUACGCUAAAAAAUACAGGGGAAGAGACUGUUGCUGAAAUGAAAAAGAGAAUUAAAGAGGUUUUUGAUACGGUAAAGAAACCAUUUGAAAAUGCUGCUGAUACGGUAAAGAACACAGGCAAAGAGGCCAUUGAUACAAUACAAAAAACAGGCGAAGAGGCCUUGGAUGAACUGAAGAGUGCCUUCAGUAGUUCAGCCCCGGCACAAUUCACAAAAACUCUUGUUAUUCUUUUGCCCAUUAUCAUAGCACUUGGCAUUGCUUACUAAAUUAAACAAUGACGACAAUGAUACUGCAGAUUAUGGAUAACAGUUGGUAAAUUGGCAACUGACUGUAGGUAGCAGUACAUCUAAUAGUAUCUCAUGGGUCAAAGUUCUAAGUACGCUCAACGUUUACUUGCACAAUUAACGUUAACAAUCUUGCCAUUAGUAACAAAUGUGACAAUGACAAUGACUUUAUUGUCAUAAACUGUAAGAUUACAGUGUUAUGUAGAAAAGAAUGAAAUACACACAUAUACACAACGUACACAGGGUUGAACAUUAGAAAUCGGCGGUCGCCCGUGACGAUCUUUAUUGGCUAAAUGCGACUGAGAAUUUUACAAAGGUAGUCCGUUGGGCGACCAUCGAUUUUACGGUCUGGCAUGAAUGGUACUAGUUAAAAAAGAAACACACUGACUGAUACUGAAUGAAAUAUGACAAAACACAC